Molecule: messenger RNA, 534 nt
Organism: Medioppia subpectinata
Lineage: Eukaryota; Metazoa; Arthropoda; Arachnida; Sarcoptiformes; Oppiidae
Source: the annotation of a GenBank genome assembly
AGUGAGGCAACCAUUGGUUUAUGACAUCCUUUUCCUGUCAAAGCGUGUCUUCAUUUGUCUUCAAAUUGUUUUCAAUUGUAUUUUGAAGUGAUUUCUAAAUCCGAUUGAAGAGAGAAAUGGGAAAAACGAGAUAUGAGUUGAUUUUGGGUCUCAAUAAAGGCCAUAAAGUGACCGAAAAUAAACGCAAACCCAAACCAUCGAGUUUUAAAGGGCGGAUCACAAAACACAACAAAUUCGUGAGAGAUAUCGUGCGAGAAGUGUGUGGUUUCGCUCCCUAUGAGAGACGAUGUAUGGAACUGUUGAAGAUCUCGAAGGACAAGAGAGCCCUCAAGUUCUUGAAGAGACGAUUGGGAACUCAUUUGAGAGCUAAGAGGAAGAGAGACGAGUUGUCCAACGUUUUGGUCCAACAGAGGAAAGCGGCCGCCGCUUCACACAAGUGAUCGCUGGAUGUGUUACUCUUUGCUUACCAUUUGAAGACAAUAAACACUUUAAUGACUUGUAUUUAAGAAUAAAAAUAUUGGUUAUAAAACUUGA